This is a messenger RNA of Xenopus tropicalis (tropical clawed frog), 1493 nucleotides long. RefSeq names its product guanine nucleotide binding protein (G protein), alpha 11 (Gq class) (gene gna11). NCBI's taxonomy places the organism in Eukaryota, Metazoa, Chordata, Amphibia, Anura, Pipidae. Gene Ontology annotation, cellular component: cytoplasm; plasma membrane; synapse. The transcript is spliced from 7 exons. The record is from RefSeq and is marked provisional. The coding region runs from base 41 to 1120 and encodes 359 amino acids. Gene Ontology annotation, biological process: G protein-coupled receptor signaling pathway; signal transduction. Gene Ontology annotation, molecular function: G protein-coupled receptor binding; guanyl nucleotide binding; GTP binding.
GAGAGGCCCCCGGUGCGGGCCACAGUGCCGGGGGGAAGGGAUGACUCUGGAUUCAAUGAUGGCCUGCUGCCUGAGCGAGGAGGUAAAGGAAUCCAAGAGAAUCAACGCGGAGAUCGAGAAGCAGCUGAGGAGGGACAAGAAAGACUCUCGGCGGGAGCUCAAAUUGCUUUUGCUCGGUACUGGAGAGAGUGGAAAAAGCACAUUCAUUAAACAGAUGAGGAUUAUUCAUGGCUCUGGCUAUUCUGAAGAAGACAAGAGGGGAUUUACCAAGCUAGUUUUUCAGAAUAUCUUCACUGCCAUGCAGUCUAUGAUAAGAGCCAUGGAUACACUAAAAAUUCCCUACAAGUGUGAACAGAACAAGGCCAAUGCUCAAGUAGUGCGAGAAGUGGACGUAGAGAAAGUAUGUACCUUUGAACAGCCAUAUGUGAAUGCAAUCAAGAACCUGUGGAGUGACCCUGGGAUCCAGGAGUGCUAUGAUCGACGGCGAGAGUACCAACUGUCAGAUUCUGCCAAGUAUUACCUGACAGAUGUGGACCGGAUUUCAAAACCCGGCUACCUGCCCACGCAACAAGAUGUGCUGCGUGUAAGAGUGCCAACUACGGGUAUAAUAGAGUACCCUUUUGAUUUGGAGAACAUCAUCUUCAGGAUGGUAGAUGUUGGUGGUCAGAGGUCUGAACGAAGGAAAUGGAUUCAUUGCUUUGAGAAUGUCACUUCCAUCAUGUUCCUUGUAGCCCUUAGUGAAUAUGACCAGGUUCUUGUGGAGUCUGAUAAUGAGAAUCGGAUGGAGGAGAGUAAGGCACUGUUCAGGACCAUAAUAACAUACCCUUGGUUCCAAAAUUCCUCUGUCAUUCUGUUUCUAAAUAAAAAGGAUCUGCUGGAAGAUAAGAUCAUGUAUUCCCACCUCGUAGACUAUUUUCCUGAAUUUGAUGGCCCUCAACGCGAUGCUGCAACAGCUCGUGAGUUCAUUUUGAAGAUGUUUGUGGACCUGAAUCCCGACAGUGACAAGAUCAUCUAUUCGCACUUCACCUGUGCCACAGAUACCGAAAACAUACGCUUUGUCUUCGCUGCUGUCAAAGACACCAUACUACAGCACAACCUUAAAGAGUACAACCUGGUGUAACCAAGCACCCACCUCCCCUCAACCUCCUCCCCUUCAUUAGAAAGUUGGGGUCAGCCCCAUCACCAGAAAGCAAAGCACUGGUGUGAGCGAAGGGGAGGAGGCUUCAGUCUUGCUUUUGUUUUUAUUAUCUUUUUUUAUUAUAAUUUUAUUUUGUUUCUAAAUGGGAUGAUUUUUGCCAAAUUAGUAAAGGUGCAGCUUAUUGCUGCUCCGUAUGCCUUUGAUAAGUCGUUAAAAAUCAUGGGUUUAUAUUUCAAAUAGCCUCUUAAUAUUUCUUGUAUUAAAACAGUAAGAAGGGCAAUAGAGCAGGGAGUCUGGUGAGAGCCUGCUUGCUCACCCUACAGCAAUUUUCUCCAGUUUUUAUUCACAAAAUUCG